Syngnathoides biaculeatus (alligator pipefish) is the source of this 2381-nucleotide messenger RNA. RefSeq lists its product as uncharacterized. The record is from RefSeq and is a predicted model, not a curated record. Gene Ontology annotation, cellular component: meiotic nuclear membrane microtubule tethering complex; nuclear envelope. The transcript has 12 exons. Bases 495 to 1970 code for a protein of 491 amino acids. Gene Ontology annotation, molecular function: protein binding. NCBI's taxonomy places the organism in Eukaryota, Metazoa, Chordata, Actinopteri, Syngnathiformes, Syngnathidae.
UUGAGCCCUGUGGUACGCCAAUACAACAUGCGAGGUAUGAGUCCGGCAAAUCACCACUGUGAACUGUUCCCUGUUUUCUGUUUGAGACGUGUGAGUGAUUUGAGAUGGGAAUUGUCACCUUGUAUCACAAGGCACCACUGGAGUAACUUUAGGGUUAGCAAAAGUGUAACCCGAGCCACGAGGCCGCAGAUAAAAAAAAUGCAGCGACGAGCAAAACUCUCGGCUUGAUAACGUCAGAGUGAUGGGAGAGAGGAGCAAGAGUUCUGACAAAUUUCUACAUAUUCAUUCAUAUGUCCGACGUGAAUAACAGCGUUUAGCGUCGGCUGUCCGCUACGGUGGGAACGCCAAACGGCUGCCUCGUCACAGAGCCAUCUGGUGCAUUGCGCACUUUUCCGCGGCUUGGCCGCGUUUAGCGAACAGGAAGGUCCAGACGAGCGCGAGGUGGAAAAGUAACAACAACUCCUGUCAGAUGUUGACGACGCACUGAUGUCAUCAUGUCUGGGUUAGACACGCCCCCUUGGCAGCGCCACGACGAUGCACGCGCCUGGACUGAAGACCAAGACGGCGACCUGACGGGGUGCGAGGGGCUGGAGAGGCGAUGGCUGCUGUGGCAAGGCUUCAUGAAGGAACACGCCCAGCUGGACACGUGGCUGCGAUUGGCCGAGGUGGUCGUGGCCUCCCACGACUGGAGCCGGGUCACGUACGCCGGGGCCAAGGACGACGUCAGGAGGUUUGAGAGGCUGCGGUGCGAGGCAGUAUCUCAAUUGGUUUGUCUGGACACGUUGACCCAGAGGAACCGGACCCUCACCGUGCUGUUCCAGGGCGCCAUGCGGGCCCGCCUGCUGGAUGCCGCCCGGGACUGCCGACGCAGAUGGGACCGCCUCAACUUCAAGCUGGAGUCCAUCAGCAGAAGACUCGAGGACCUGGUCUGCGAGUGGGAGGAGUUUGAGGAGGAGACUGAGGAGUUGGCCGUGUGGUUGGCUGAGAUGGAAGUUCGUCUGGUGGAGGUCCAACACGUGACUGGGAACGCGUGCGACAAACUGAAACAACUGGAGUCGUUCCGGCGGAGUGUGGGCCUGAAGUGCGCUCGCGUGAACGGCGUGUUGGAGCGCGGCGAGGAGCUGAUCCAGCGCGGCGCGCCGUGUGACGCUCGGCGGGUGGAGCGCCGCCUGCUGGAGCUUCUGCGCCAAUGCCGGCGUGUUGACGACAACGUGGGACGCGCACGUACGCGACUCCUCAGCAUGAGGCUGGUCUUUGAGGAUGACUUCCCGCUGAGUCCGCCUCCAGAUUCCGGCUGUCCGUCCGAGACACUGUUUGAGGACGAGGGCGAGCUUGGCAAAGUCCACCAGGACCUCUUCGUCAGUCCUAAAGACGACCGUCUUUAUCGUCGUGGGUCGCUUUCGCUGUCCUCUCCUUUCCACGAGCACUCGGCUCUGGAGUGGGACCCCUCGGUGGACGUGGGACGCGGCGACUUCUCCUACGAUGCUGCCGGCACAGGUCUCCAAGAAAGCACAAAGAGGCUGAGCUACUUUGGUUCCCUCGCCUCUGACGUCGUCCUGCCGCGCUUAAACGAGCCGCCGGUUCUCCCCGACGCGGAUGUCGCGAGCGGACCUGCGGCCCGCCGGGUCACCUCCACACCAGAACACGACGGCGAGCCCGACGGCCUCGACGGGCGCGUCAGGGCGUGGCUGGGAGUCCGGAGCCCCGUCCGUCCGUCCUGCUGUAAAGCCGUCCAGGCGGGCUGUCAGAGUGAAGAUGAGGAUGAGGAUGAGGAGAAACAAGAUGAGGACGACGACGAGUUCUGCUCCCGUGGCGGCCACCAAAGCAUGCGGGAGGCCCGACGGGCCGCCAAGCGCCUGCUGCUGGCCGCCUUGGCGUCCCUGCUGGCCUGCCUCUUCUGGAGCUGGCUGGCGCCCCCGUGCCGCGGCAACUUGCACCUCAGCUACGUCAACGGACCCCCGCCCACCUGAGCUGAGGUCCGCUAACGCCAUCGAAUUUUCUUGUUCAUCUAACUUGUGGUGGCACUUUCCCAAAAGCGGAGCCUUGUUAGCUGCUCGAGUUUGGACUCCAUCUUGGAGACGAUUCGGGAGUUUUAGCGUAAAAAUUGUGGUCCAUGUUGAAUAUUAGUGGCUAACGUCGGUGACUUGGAUGCUAACUAGCGUGUUUUUAGCUGGCUGACUCCAAAUAGGAUUAGCAUGCAGUCUCUGAAGUCGCGUUUGCCGGUGCCUUGACGGUUUUCAUGAAGUAAAAACUUUUUUUUUUUUUUUUUUUUGGUAAUUCUUCAAGUUUUGAUGCUUGUAAAAUGUGUCAAUCAAACGUCUUCCACUGUAUGAAAAUGUAUACAAAAGUGAACCAAAUAAAACGUCCUUAGCAUUUCCUGA